Molecule: messenger RNA, 462 nt
Organism: Rotaria sp. Silwood1
Lineage: Eukaryota; Metazoa; Rotifera; Eurotatoria; Philodinida; Philodinidae
Source: the annotation of a GenBank genome assembly
AUGUUAUAUGGAUGGAAUUUCGAUCAUUAUCUUUCUGAUGCAUAUGGAUUUAUGCUUCAAACUUAUUCAAUACCAUUCUGUAAGUUUUGUUCAUUUUUAAAUUAUUUUACAGCACAAGUUUCAGCUUGGUUACGUGUUUUUAUUUGUCUUGAUCGAUAUUUAUCAUUAAGUCAUCGUCAUAAAACAUGGUUUAGUCAAUCAAGAAAUGUUCUUAUUAUUAUUAUAUUCAUCAUUAUAGUUUUUACUAUUAUUAAUUUUCAUUUUUUUUUAUUUGCUUGUUAUUAUAAUGAACAUGGCACAAUGGAUGCACAAGCUCGUCACUAUCAAAUAUAUUCAUUAUGGGAUUAUAUGAAUUUAGGUCUUUACAAUUGUGCACCAUUUAUUUUUAUGAUUGUAUUUAAUAGUGGUGUAAUAUAUCAUUUGAUUUAUCUUCGUCAAACAAAUACAAUUCAAAAAUCUUGA